CAACACUGGAGAUAAGAAAACAAUAUUUCUAAAGUUUGAAGGACGGUUUUUGUUUCUGCUCAUGAUGUUUGUUCAUUCUUUCUUCGUUCCCACACAGGCGAGGGGAAUAAGGAUAACACCAGCAGGUUUGGUGUACAGCAGAAGGGAAUACAUUAUUAUAGCUUAAGAUUUUGAAAAUGAAAUUCGAUUUUUAAAGUCUCAUAUUUCUACACUUCUGGUGGAUUUUCUUUCUCGUGUUUUUAGAAAUUAAAAGUCAAUAAUCAAUUUUGACAAUUGUUUCCCACAAAAAAGUUUGUGAGGGAAAAAACUUAUAUAGUAUAUCUUGAAGUAAAGGUGAUUUGGUAGUUUUUUUAGUUUUUUUUUUAGUUUUCUGAUGUAUCUUUGUUAUCUUUUGUGCCAUUUUGAGAUAAUUUUUAAUCCCUAGUUCUUAGUUGUGUUGGUUGUCCUUAUCUUUAAAGCUGUUAAUGCUGGUAUAUCAUCAGUACAAUAACUAACACUUACAUGAAUGUAAUUGAAAAGAAGUUUAAAGUCAAAUAAAAUUGAAUUAGUGAAGUAAAAUACCUCACUAUUUAAACAAUGAAUUAAGUAUGGAAUUUCUCCCUAUAAAUACAGAGAAGUAGAAGUCAUGAUAGCGCCUCCCUGUGGAAGGAUGGCCUCACAGCAUCUGGUCCAGUAGCAGCUCAGUCUUCAAACAAGCAGCAGAUCUCAGACUCUUCUCUCCUGUGAACGUUCGCUUUAGGUCUCAGAGACAUGGAAGGACGUGAGGAGGAGAGACGGUGUGGGAAAUGGAGGGUGGCCUGUGGUCUGUACAGCUACAACCUGAGGGAUGUCUUCACAUGGCAUCUCCUGAAGACCGUGCUCAUGGGCCAGGUCUUGUCUCUGCUGAUCUGUGGCACGGCGGUGAGCUGUCAGUACCUGGCCGACGCCGGCGUGGAGACGCCCAUGCUGCAGAGCUUCCUGAACUACGCCCUGCUGCUGCUCGUCUACACCACCAUCCUGCUCACACGCAAAGGUGAAAGGAACAUCGUACACAUUCUAAAAACCAAGUGGUGGAAGUAUUUUGUGAUGGGUCUGGCAGAUGUGGAGGCAAACUAUGCAGUUGUGAAGGCGUACCAGUACACCACGCUGACCAGUAUCCAGCUGCUGGACUGCUUUGUGAUCCCGGUGCUGAUGCUGCUCUCCUGGUUCUUGCUGAAGACACGCUACAGGCUGGUCCACUUUGUGGCCGUGUCGGUGUGUCUGCUGGGGGUGGGGGCCAUGGUGGGGGCGGACAUUCAGGCCGGAAGAGACCAAGGAUCCACCCGGGACGUGAUGCUGGGUGACGGUCUGGUUCUCGUCAGUGCCGUCCUGUAUGCGGUUUCCAACGUGUGUCAAGAGCACACGGUGAAGAACCUGAGCCGGAUCGAGUUCCUGGGCAUGAUGGGUCUGUUCGGGACCCUCAUCAGCGGCAUUCAGCUAGUUGUACUGGAGAUUCCUGCAGUAAGAGCAAUAAAGUGGGACCUUCGGAUCUCCGUCCUGUUUGCAGUCUACGCCCUGUGCAUGUACGCCCUGUACAGCUUCAUGCCUGUGGUGGUGAAGAUGACCAGCGCUACUGCCGUCAACCUGUCCCUGCUCACCGCCGACCUCUUCAGCCUCUUCUGUGGCCUCUUUCUCUUCCACUAUAAAUUUUCACUCCUGUACAUCAUCUCGUUCGUGGUCAUCACUGUGGGUUUCAUCAUGUUCAACGCUAUUCCCACCUACACGGCUCUACCGGAGGACGACCCCGCGGAUCCCCCCCCCGGGGGCCCCUCCGACCAGCUGCUGGCAGCCGACACAGACUCUGAGAGUAACGAGACGAUCACCGCCGUCGCUGCGCUAUGACGCAAACUGACUGCAACAGAACAAGGGCUUUUAUUUUGGAAGACAAACGCAGCUAGACUGCAACACUGAGAUGUGUCAGAGUGAGAAGAUUAUUUUUAUACCAUUGCUCAGUGGACGAACAUCGGCUCUAACGUUUAGAUUAUUACAGAAGUGCACGUUUUCUUGUACUUCAGACAUCGCAUGUCUUCCACAGCAGUUACCACUGACACAUUAUGAAUUGUUAUUUAUGCUGUUUUAUAGAUCCUCUGUUACUGCCUCCAUGUGGACGUGUUAAACACAAUCACUAUGUCCGGUCACUGGUAUUUUUUGUCUCUAAACUGAUUGGCGAUUUGUCUUGUUUCUCCAUUUUUAACAUUAAUAUAUUUGAUAUUUUAUCUGAUGGGUUGAAGCCUCACUCCAAAGCCGAUAAACCUUUUGACUCCCUCUGGAGACAUCGAGAGCCCCAUCAGCCAAAUGUAAAGAAAAGAGGGCGCUCACUCGAAAACCCAUCAGAGAUCUAAUUUGUGCAAACAAGGGAUUUUAACAUCUACUCAGAACUGUGCUGUUACAUUCAAUUGUUUUAUGACUGUUUUUUUUUUUUAAAUCUGAACACAAACUACUAACAAAGCUUCAUUUUAUUUCUGUUAAGCUUUCAGCAGUUAGACUUUAAGCAUGGAUUUCAUUGUCCUUUGCCUUGUAUCGCUAAGAGUUAAACACAUCUGCCUGCACCAGAUGUUUUUAUCUAUUUAUUUUAUACUUAAAAUCCAUUUUUACAUUUCAUAUUUAAUGAGCUUGUUUGUUUAUUCGGUAUAAAGCUUCAAAUAAAACUCAUCGAUCAGCUUGG
This is a messenger RNA of Platichthys flesus (European flounder), 2683 nucleotides long. RefSeq names its product solute carrier family 35 member F2-like. NCBI's taxonomy places the organism in Eukaryota, Metazoa, Chordata, Actinopteri, Pleuronectiformes, Pleuronectidae. Gene Ontology annotation, biological process: transmembrane transport. Gene Ontology annotation, cellular component: membrane. Bases 751 to 1860 code for a protein of 369 amino acids. Gene Ontology annotation, molecular function: transmembrane transporter activity. The record is from RefSeq and is a predicted model, not a curated record. The transcript has 9 exons.